AUGCCCCGGCGCGGCGGUACCGCCCCUGGCGCGCGCGCCAGCGCGGCGCACGAUGACGACGAGUUUGCCUUCCCGACAUCGACGUCGGCGCCGCGCGAGAGCGACGACACGCCGUCGCCGUCUCGGCCAUUCAAUUUCAACGAGAAUUUAAGCCCGAGCCCGAUAUUCGCCCCUGGACACCACACGGCGAGCGCGCGAGACGUCACGGUGAUCACCAUGGGUGUGGCCGUCAUCGCGAGCGCGUGCGCCUGUUGGUUGCUCCAGGUGCUGGCGUAUUUGCUGAGACCGUUGGUGACGGCGACCGGAGCGGCGCUGCUGCUGCGACCGCUAGUUGAUUUCGUGAGCGACGCGGCGUAUCAGCGCGAAACAUUGCGAAGGAAUCGAUUGCGAUUGUGCUGUCCGCGAGUGUUCACGGUACCGAGGAUCGUGGCGAUCGUGCUGGCGCUAGUGGUUGUGUGCGCGGUGUUCGGGACGUUGGUGUGGGCGUUAUAUCUCGGGCGCGUGUACUUCUUGGUGCACUGGAACGACCCCGACUGGAAUUCGAGGUUCACGAGUCGAAUUAAUGACUUAGGACGAAGCAUGAGCGAGAUGGCGAAGCGCGUGUUCAAGAAAGAUGACGUUGCGGAGGAGGCAUGGGCGCGUUUGUUGGCGAACAUCGAAGCCACGCUGAAGGAUGAAGAGUUUUGGGAGACGCUCGGCGUAGGAGUGUUUCACUACAUGCAAGAUAUCAUGCUCAUGCUGUUCUACACUUUGUUCUUGCUCGCACCGCGCCGAGAGUUAUCGAGGGCGCGUUCGCUCGUGGCGAGACGAAUUCACAAGGCGACGCGGCGGUUCGUUUCCAUCAUGGUGCAAAUUGCCGUCGUGCGGGCGCUUUCCGUGGGAUCGUUGCUGGGACUGUGCGGUGUGCCGUGGCCGCUGGCGAUCGCCGUGGCGAUCGUUUCGUUCUGGCUCUUCUUCAUUCCGACUUUAGGAUCCAUCGUGGCGUCGAUCCUGCCUUUGCCAAUGAUCGUGCUGCUGCCGGAUUUGACGGAACGCCAGCGCGUCGCAGGAUCGAUCAUUCCAAACUUGGUUUCGUUUUUAGUCGGAGAUUUGAUAGGGCCGGUGGUAUAUCGCAAAGGACUAGAUUUGAAUGAAGUCACGGUCUUGCUCGCGCUUGUGUUCUGGUACUCGGUUUGGGGAGCCGCUGGGGCGGUGCUGGGUGUGCCCUUGACCUGCGCGUUAAAGAUUGUCUUGGAGGAGAUGCCUCACGAGGGCGCGCACGCGCUCGCGGCGGUGAUGGCGCCGGUGCAAAACGACACGACCGUAAACGGAGACACCGCGUCCGCUGUUCGUGUUCCGAUGACAUUGACGUUCAUUGCUUGGUUGAAGCGCACGUGCGGUCGGCUGUUCAGGCCCUCGGGAACGACGCAACCAAGACGCCGCGCCGACGAGGAAGCGCUCCUCGCCGAGUCGUCUUCGGACAGUGAAUAA
Messenger RNA from Ostreococcus lucimarinus CCE9901, 1470 nucleotides. RefSeq lists its product with no specific name. Gene Ontology annotation, biological process: transmembrane transport. The transcript has a single exon. The record is from RefSeq and is a predicted model, not a curated record. Bases 1 to 1470 code for a protein of 489 amino acids. NCBI's taxonomy places the organism in Eukaryota, Viridiplantae, Chlorophyta, Mamiellophyceae, Mamiellales, Bathycoccaceae.